This is a messenger RNA of Merops nubicus (carmine bee-eater), 233 nucleotides long. RefSeq names its product ribosomal protein S19 binding protein 1 (gene RPS19BP1). The annotation marks the transcript as partial. The transcript has 2 exons. The record is from RefSeq and is a predicted model, not a curated record. Gene Ontology annotation, cellular component: nucleolus. NCBI's taxonomy places the organism in Eukaryota, Metazoa, Chordata, Aves, Coraciiformes, Meropidae. Gene Ontology annotation, molecular function: enzyme binding.
AGGAGUACCAUAAGAAGAAGGCUGUGAAUCACUUGAGAGAAAACCUGCACUACAUGCUGAAGGGACGAUUUAUUGCUAACAAAGCCACCACAGAACAAGUCCUUGCACAGAACAGAGGCAGGAUGUCCAAAGAUCAGCCUCCAAAGAAGGCAGCAAAGAAGAAACCUGAGGGCACAGUCUUCACGGAGGAGGAUUUCCGUAAAUUUGAAAGAGAAUAUUUUGGGAGACCAUGA